AUAAUCGGACCUUUGUGCUCUCUGUUGGACUCAGAUGCAGACUGGCUGGAGCAGGACAGUGACCCGCUGACGGGACUCUUCCUCUGGACGUGAGCUCCAGUCCGCUGCUCAUCACCACCGCUGAAGGCUGCAGGAAGCUGCAGCGACUCUCCGGCUGUCGGCAGCGGCUCUCCAGGCUCCGCCGCCUCAACCCGCCCGGUGCUCACGAACAAACCCACUCAUUCACCAACAUGUCUGCAGAAGAAGCGUGUGCGGGGAGGACGGCGGCGUUACGUGAGAACACGCUCUUUGGGAUGGGAAAUCCCUUACUCGACAUCUCAGCUGUGGUGGACAAAGAUUUCCUUGACAAGUUCGGCCUGAAGCCCAACGACCAGAUCCUCGCUGAGGACAAGCACAAAGCCCUGUUUGAAGAACUCGUCAAGAGGAACAAAGUCGAAUACCAUGCCGGCGGGUCUACCCAGAACUCAGUGAAAAUUGCUCAGUGGAUGAUCCAGAAACCCCAUAAGGUGGCUACCUUCUUCGGGUGCAUUGGCACGGACAACUUCGGCGAGAUCCUGAAGAGGAAGGCCGAGGAAGCCCACGUCGAUGCCCAUUACUACGAGCAAAACGAGGAGCCGACCGGUACCUGCGCAGCCUGUAUCACCGGAGACAAUAGGUCCCUUGUUGCUAACCUGGCAGCGGCAAACUGCUACAAAAAGGAAAAACACCUGGACUUGGACAGCAACUGGGAGCUGGUGGAGAAAGCCAAGGUCUAUUAUAUUGCGGGCUUUUUCCUGACCGUGUCCCCGGAGUCGAUCCUUAAGGUGGCGAAACACGCUGCAGAUAAGAACAAAGUCUUCUGCAUGAACCUCUCGGCGCCGUUCAUCAGCCAGUUCUUUAAAGAGCCCUUGAUGAAGGUUAUGCCGUACGUCGACAUCUUGUUUGGCAACGAGACGGAGGCGGCCACAUUUGCCAAAGAACUGGGCUUUGAGACCGAUGACAUCGCAGAGAUAGCGAGGAGGACCCAAAACCUGCCCAAGGAGAACACAAAGAGGCAGCGAGUGGUGGUCUUCACCCAGGGCAAGGACGACACCGUGGCCACAGUCGGUGAGAAGGUGACCAUGUUCCCGGUUCUGGACAUCGACCAGAACGAUAUUGUGGACACCAACGGCGCCGGCGACUCCUUUGUGGGAGGGUUCCUCUUUGCGUUGGUCCAAGAGCAAGCGCUGGAGGAGUGCAUCCGAGCCGGACACUACGCAGCCAACGUCAUCAUCAGACGGGUCGGCUGCACCUUCCCAGAGAAGCCAGAUUUUCACUGAUGCGGUCCAACGCUGCUCAUUAGUCUGUUCCUCACAACAUACGUGUUUCUGUAUGCUUCAGGAUUUUAUGUACUUUAUUUUUUUUCUAUUUACAGUGACUGACUACAUGGGACUAAUUACUGCAGCUUGACUCUUGAAUCAAGCUCGAAUAAGCAACUCAGAUGUUUUAAUACGAUUCAAACAAAUUACUACGAUGAAAUAUUGGAAUGAUAUGUUUAUGUAUAAAGGAGUAUUUCACUGAACGUCUGUCUCCAGAUCAUCAGAAGCUGAAUGCCUGCAGGCCUGGAGAGGUGGUGGGACACUCCCAGUUUGUCCACUACCCAGUUCAACACUCCCAGUACCAGCUUUGCUAGAGUUUGUGUCUUCAGUGAUUUAUCUGGAACGUGAUGAAUAAUAUAAUCGGUAGAGGAGACCUGCAUUAUGGUACCGGUUUGGAAAGUUUCUCUGGAUUCGUAUAACGAGUAUUGACCCCUCGUGGACGUUUCCCCUCUUGUUGCUUUUCAACAUUGACUUAAUUUUAACAUAAUUUGGCUUUUUUGACAAGAAUUUAAAAUGUUUUCAUGUCAGAGUCGGAACAGAUUCCUAUAAUGUCUGUUAAUUAAACGUAUAAACUGUAAAGUAUUCACCGCCUUUAAGUCCGUUUUUAGUGGCUUUAGCAGCACCUUGGGCCACACUGACAGCACCGAGCCCGUGUGGAUGGGUCUGGACCAGCCGUGCACAUCUGGACACUGCACUCAUUCUUACCUCUGGAGCAAAAACUGCUCCAGCUCCGUCAGGUUACACAGGGACUGGAAGUGAACAAUCCUUUUAAAGUUAAGCCACAAACUCUGGGUUGGAUUGAGGUCUGGGCUCUGACUCGGGCCCGUCAGAACAUUCUCCUCGUAUUUAAACCUUUCCUGUGUAGCGCUGGCUGUAUGCUUUGGGCCAUCGUCUGACUGGAAAACAAAUGUUCUCCUGCAGACUGCAUCUGGUUGUUCUCCAGGAGUUCUCAGUACGUUUUACAUUCACUAGCUUUCCACAGCCUGCCGGUACCAUGAUGCUGCCGCCGCCGUGCUUCAGGGUGGGAUGUGUAUGACGAUGUGUCUGGUGUCAGUGCACUCAGACGAUCUGUAGGUCAUUUGGUGAGUCCCGUUAAAGGGCUUGAACACUAGAAUUUUAGAUUAAUUCACAUUAUGUUGAAGGGAUCUUUUUACAGUCAAUGUUGAAGAGCAAUAAAAGAGUCAAACGUGUGAGGUGGCUGAGCUCUUUUUAUAGGCACUAUACAUGUAUAUAAUUAUCCCUGCUGCAUAAUCCACUUCUCCACUGUUGAUCUAUGCUUAAUAUUUUUCAGUUACUGCUUUGCCAGUAAAUUGCUAUUUACACUUCUUCAUUUGGAGCUUCGGCGUGACGAUGAGACAAUAGUGACACAGAAGUGGUGAAUUAAGUAGUGUAAACUCUGAGUGCCAAGCAGCGAGCGACAAACUUUUCCGAGCCAUCUUUCAUGCCUGCAGGGGGUGAGUUUAGUGAUACUGUAAAACACAAAACACACUUCAGACUAUUCGCUUAAUAUGAGGCUGUCACACAUCAUCCAUGGGGCACCGGAUAGAUUUCAAUUUACAAAAUGACAAUUUUUAGGAGGAACAAGUUGGAAAGAAUUUAUUUUAUUUUUUUGUUACUAUACAAAUGAAUGCUAUCAUGACACAAAUGUACCAAAACAAAGACGGUUUUGACAUUUAAGAAUUGUUUAAGCAGCAGCUGACGUCAUAGGUUUUAUGAAGGAUGAACGCCUCACGUUGCUCGUUGUGCAUGAAUUUUGUUUUACAUAAAUAAAGACAUUCACACUAUGAA
This is a messenger RNA of Stegastes partitus (bicolor damselfish), 3125 nucleotides long. It is a transcript of the gene adkb, whose product is annotated as adenosine kinase b. Gene Ontology annotation, cellular component: cytosol; nucleus. Bases 231 to 1298 code for a protein of 355 amino acids. NCBI's taxonomy places the organism in Eukaryota, Metazoa, Chordata, Actinopteri, Pomacentridae. Gene Ontology annotation, molecular function: adenosine kinase activity. Gene Ontology annotation, biological process: purine nucleobase metabolic process; purine ribonucleoside salvage. The record is from RefSeq and is a predicted model, not a curated record. The transcript has 11 exons.